AUGGAGCAACGCCCGAUCAAGAUCUUCCCCCGCAGGAAGCAAGGUCAGCCCUCCCGAGGCCCCGACGUCUACCUCACCCACGACCGCCUCGCCUCCUUCUUCCACAUGCGCCAGAAAGACGCUGCCGAGAAGCUGGGGAUCUCGCUGACGGCGAUGAGGAGCGCCUGCCGGCGUCUGGGGAUCGAGCGAUGGCCAUACAGCAAGAGCGAGCGGGAGGAAGAGGAAGGAGGGAGCGGGGAUGGUCAACAGGGGGAGCCGGCAUCAAUGGAGAAGUCAUAUGGGUCAAAAGCCAGUGUCGCCGAAGGAAAGGUGGAAAUGGGUGAAGGAGCAGGGCGAUCGCAACCUGAUUUCGUUGAGCUGAACCAAUUUGAAAGCUCUUCUUCCUGUCAGACCAUCGAUGGCAGCGUUGAGGGUACGGGAAGGAGCGAUGAAAUGUAUGCUUGGAUCAGCCAGGACGAGGUCCCUACGCCUGAAGUGCUGCCCCGGCCGCCGUCGGAAGCCUUCAUGAAAUGGUAUGCGAGCGUUCCUAACGAGUCUGAGGAUGUCUAG
This is a messenger RNA of Guillardia theta CCMP2712, 549 nucleotides long. RefSeq lists its product as hypothetical. The coding region runs from base 1 to 549 and encodes 182 amino acids. The record is from RefSeq and is a predicted model, not a curated record. The transcript has 2 exons. NCBI's taxonomy places the organism in Eukaryota, Cryptophyceae, Pyrenomonadales, Geminigeraceae. Gene Ontology annotation, molecular function: DNA-binding transcription factor activity.